AACCACACACAGACACACACACACACACAGAAAGAAGAGAGAGAGAGAGACAGAAAACAAGCCCCGCGAGCUUCCAAGGCUCCUCGGAUCUGGAAAGAGAAGUGAGAUUGGAGAAAGUACAGCGAUGCCAAGGAGGAAACAGCAGGCACCCAAACGGGCAGCAGGUUACGUCCAAGAUGAUGAUUUGAAAGAGGAGGAAGACGUAAAAGAGGAGGAAGAGGAUGACGACGAGAGCAACUCGACAGCUCGUCUUCAGGGCAGCAAUGACCCUGGCACAGAUGAAGAACAUGAUGCAGGCCCUGACCCAAAAGGUGGCUUUAGCUACCAGAACUCUCCAGUAAGUCAUAUCUCUAAUCAGGAUGUUGAAAACGAAUCCCUGUUAAGUGAUGCGAGUGACCAGGUGGCGGAUAUUAAAAGCCUUUGUUCUAGAGAGCCGCAAGACCCCAAAGCCAAUGUCCACCCCAAACCUCCCAGCGAAGCACACAGCUGCAUGGAUAAAAUGACAGCGGUAUACGCCAACAUCCUUUCAGAUUCUUACUGGACAGGUCUAGGACUCGGACUCAAGCUGUCCAAUUCGGAUAAGAGGGGAUGCGACAACAGGAACGGGGCAAGCAAAAGUGACUUUGAUUGGCACCAAGACGCACUGACCAAGAGCCUGCAGCAGAGCUUACCAGCACGGCCUGUCUCCAAACCAAACCUUUUCAGCUCAGUCCAGCUCUACAGGCAAAGCAGCAAAAUGUGCGGGACUGUAUUCACCGGCGCCAGUAGGUUUCGGUGCAGGCAAUGUAGUGCUGCCUACGACACCCUGGUGGAGCUGACUGUCCACAUGAACGAAAGUGGUCAUUAUCAAGAUGACAACCAUAAAAAAGACAAGCACAGGCCUGCCAGCUACUCCAAGCCCCGGAAAAGGGCUUUUCAGGACAUGGAUAAGGAAGAUGCCCAGAAAGUCCUGAAAUGCAUGUUCUGCGGCGACUCCUUCGAUUCCCUUCAAGAUCUAAGCGUCCAUAUGAUAAAAACAAAACACUACCAAAAAGUGCCUUUGAAGGAGCCGGUGCCUACCAUUUCUUCCAAAAUGGUAACUCCAGCUAAAAAACGUGUGUUCGACGUCAACAGGCCUUGUUCUCCAGACUCGACCACGGGGUCAUUUGCAGACACCUUUUCUUCCCAGAAGAAUGCAAACCUGCAGCUGUCCUCUAACAACCGCUACGGCUACCAAAACGGAGCCAGCUACACGUGGCAGUUCGAGGCGUGCAAAUCGCAGAUCCUCAAGUGCAUGGAAUGCGGGAGCUCGCACGACACAUUGCAGCAGCUCACCACACACAUGAUGGUGACGGGCCACUUCUUGAAAGUCACAAGCUCAGCCUCCAAGAAAGGAAAGCAGCUUGUUUUGGAUCCGCUGGCUGUGGAGAAGAUGCAGUCGCUUUCCGAAGCGCCGGCUGGCGGCGAUGGUCUGCACGUGAAGCCCUCCAGUAACGCAUCGACGGAUUCUGCAGCUCCUGCUUUGGAGCUGAAGAAAGAAAGGAAGCAAAAUAAAUCAGAGGAAGUGAGCAAAGAUGAGAAAGCGGUGAAGAACGAGGACUACGAAGACACUCUUCAGAAACCGCUGGAUCCUACGAUUAAAUACCAGUAUCUUCGGGAGGAAGACCUGGAAGAUGCUUCCAAAGGUGGUGGAGACAUUUUGAAGUCUUUGGAAAACACAGUCACCACUGCCAUCAAUAAAGCUCAAAACGGAGCGCCCAGCUGGAGUGCAUAUCCUAGCAUCCAUGCAGCUUAUCAGCUUUCAGAAGGAGCAAAGCCUUCCUUACCAGUGGGGUCCCAGGUGUUGCAAGUUAGGCCAACGGUCACGAAUAAGCUGAGGCCUAUUGCUCCAAAAUGGAAAGUAAUGCCUCUGGUUCCUAUCUCAGCUAACAUGGCCCAAUGCACUCAAGUGAAGAAGGAAGGAGACACCAAAAAGGAAGCACAAAAGGACCAUGUUAAAGAGGGCAACAAAGUUGUGGAUGCAGCCCCUGCCUGUCAAAAUGAAGGUCACUCUCCCCCUCAAGUUGAGGUGUGUGUGGAGCCUAAAAAGCCAGAGCCAAGUCCUUUGAAAGAAGAGGACAAGGCAAAAGAAGAGGAGGAGAAAGACAAAACAAAUGCAAAGGAGCCAGCACCAUCAGCUCUUACCAAUGGGUGCACUACUUCUAACCACUCCUCUGAGCUGCCUUGUGUAAACCCUCUGAGCGCUCUGCAGUCUGUGCUGAAUAACCACUUGGGCAAAGCCAACGAGCCUUUGAGACCUCAGUCCAACACCAGCCCCAGUUCAAGUUCAGUCUCUAUGUACCACAAACCUAAUUUAAACAUGAUGGAGAAGCCAGUUCUGUCUCCCACCCCAGUGCCAACGAAACCUGCAACCGUUACAUCCAGGCAUUAUGUGUUCGAAAACACCGACCAGCCAAUAGACCUGACCAAAUCUAAAAGCAAGAAGGGAGAGUCUGUUCAAGCACAAUCUUGCACUUCCCCACCUCAGAAACACGCCCUGUCUGACAUUGCGGACAUGGUCAAAGUUCUCCCCAAAGCUACGACGCCAAAACCUGCUGCCUCGUCCAGAAUACCAUCAAUGAAACUGGAAAUGGAUGUCCGGCGUUUUGAAGAUGUCUCAACAGAAGUCUCCACGUUGCACAAAAGAAAGGGAAGGCAGUCCAACUGGAAUCCUCAACAUCUCCUCAUUUUGCAAGCUCAGUUUGCUUCCAGCCUUUUCCAAACUUCCGAAGGUAAAUAUUUAUUGUCGGACCUGGGUCCUCAAGAACGCAUGCAGAUUUCCAAAUUUACUGGACUGUCCAUGACUACGAUCAGCCAUUGGUUGGCAAAUGUCAAGUACCAACUCAGAAAAACUGGAGGGACAAAGUUUCUGAAAAACAUGGAUAAAGGGCACCCCAUCUUUUAUUGCAGUGACUGUGCAUCUCAGUUUAGAACCCCAUCAACGUACAUCAACCAUUUAGAAUCCCAUCUAGGUUUCCAAAUGAAAGACAUGAACAAGCUGGCUGUGGAGCAGCAAACCAAGGUAGAACAAGAAAUCUCCAGAAUUUCAGUUCAAAGGUCUCCUGAAACAAUAGCUGGAGAAGAGGACACAGACUCUAAGUUCAAAUGUAAGUUGUGCUCUCGGACAUUUGUGAGCAAACACGCAGUAAAACUUCAUCUAAGCAAAACACACAGCAAGUCGCCAGAACACCAUUCACAGUUUGUAGCAGAAGUGGAUGAAGAAUAACUCCUAAGGAGACAACUGACAAUUCAGUGGUAAAUGGAAGAAAGAGGCGAACAGUGCUGAAAAUCUCUAAUGCAUUGACACUAACGUGCCCUCUAUUGUUGAAAAUGAGCAGGCAAUCAUGAAUGUUCAUCAAAUGGCUCCUAAUGCAGUUAAAGUAUUCAGCUAUAAUUUCUCCUUGCAUUUAUAAUUACUGUCAUAGACUGCACACCUCAGUGAGCAGAUUAAAGCUAUAAACUAUUUAGCCAUAGCUUUAAGAUGAGGAACUUGAUUUGUCUGGCAGCAGUUAUUUGUUAGGAGAGCUUGACACUUCACAUAAAAAUGACUCAACCUGAUGAAGAACAAUGCAGCCUGAACAAUGCAGAGGUUUUAAAUCAGUCAUUUAUACCACGCCCUGGAAGGAUUGCAAAGCAAUUUGUUAAAUGAUCUAUAGGACGCGCAGAUAACCGCGUGUGUUAAGUGUACCCAAAUAUAUAUAAUU
This is a messenger RNA of Lacerta agilis (Sand lizard), 3722 nucleotides long. It is a transcript of the gene TSHZ2, whose product is annotated as teashirt zinc finger homeobox 2. Gene Ontology annotation, cellular component: nucleus. Gene Ontology annotation, biological process: regulation of transcription by RNA polymerase II. Lineage: Eukaryota; Metazoa; Chordata; Lepidosauria; Squamata; Lacertidae. Bases 125 to 3244 code for a protein of 1039 amino acids. The record is from RefSeq and is a predicted model, not a curated record. Gene Ontology annotation, molecular function: DNA-binding transcription factor activity, RNA polymerase II-specific; DNA binding. The transcript is spliced from 3 exons.